AUGCCUCCGCACAUUGCUGUGAAAGGAGACAACGGGCAUUACCUCAAGGCUUUCAUAGACAAGAGCAACUACUACCUACAAUUUGCAUCAGAUGAUAGUAUCGAUGUUUAUUCUGGGCACACGGUGUCGCUGAUGCCCGAUGGACACGUCCAACUAAUUUCAGAUCAUUUUGGAAAAUUGUGGUGGGCGAGUGAUAGCUGGAUAUACGCGGACGGGAAGGGCAGUGAAACCAGCACUCACUUCUGGCCGAUCAAAAUUGAUAAUAACACUAUAGCGCUACAAAGUGCAUCCAACAACAGGUUUUGUGGACGUCUCACAUCAGAUGGUGUGACCGACGGUCUUGCUUCCUUAACCGGCACCCUCAUGAAAGAAACGAGAUUGCAGGUGGAAGAACUGGUGUCCCGGAGAAAGAUCUACUAUGUGCGGUAUCGGAUGGAGAACGCACGGGUAUACGACGAAAAACCUUAUUUGGCUGGCACGGCUAGGCUCACGAACAACACGGAUAAGGAUGAUUCCAUGGCUGUGUCCAUAACAUAUCAAGACGAGAAAUCUUAUACUUUUAGCCGUGGCGCAUCUUUAACAGCAGGGGUGAGCACUAGCAUCAAAGCAGGGUUGCCCUUCAUUGCAGAUGAACAGAUUGAAGUGUCAUUUGAGAUAAGCGGGACGUUGCAGUGGGACGAAACCACCACCACUACAACAUCAGUUACGGCAACGGGCACCGUUCCUGUGCCCGCCAACACUAUGGCUGUAAUCGAUUAUGUCGGGACAAGGGGUAGCUGCAAUAUCCCAUUUUCUUAUACUCAGGAAGACCACAACUCCACCAACGGCCGAAUUGCCUAUUUCCAACAGAUUGAUGGUGUCUACAAUGGCGUCAGUUACUACAACUUCGACUUUCGUUUGUACGAGCUCGAUGACAUGGAGCUGAGCCCCGAUUCCCAGUCCACGAAGAAAAAGGUUAAGGUAAAAGCCCAGAAGUUGUCGGCGGUCAUGGAGAGUGACGAAUACACUCCAGGGAGGCAGAACUACUCCGACGAUCAGACCAUGCUUUUAGAGAGGUGUUGA
Messenger RNA from Salvia splendens (bonfire salvia), 1062 nucleotides. RefSeq lists its product as uncharacterized. The record is from RefSeq and is a predicted model, not a curated record. Bases 1 to 1062 code for a protein of 353 amino acids. Lineage: Eukaryota; Viridiplantae; Streptophyta; Magnoliopsida; Lamiales; Lamiaceae. The transcript is spliced from 2 exons.